Molecule: messenger RNA, 354 nt
Organism: Aegilops tauschii subsp. strangulata
Lineage: Eukaryota; Viridiplantae; Streptophyta; Magnoliopsida; Poales; Poaceae
Product: ethylene-responsive transcription factor ERF013-like
Biological process (GO): regulation of DNA-templated transcription
Molecular function (GO): DNA binding; DNA-binding transcription factor activity
Source: RefSeq, a predicted model, not a curated record
AUGAAGCCGUCCGACAACUUCGGCGUCGAGUUAUGCGACAACCGUCGCCCCUUCUGGCUUGGCACGUACCCCACCGCCGACGAGGCCGCACAUGCGUACGACAUGGCAGUGUGGCAUGCCGGGAGGCCGAGGACGGAGCUCAACUUCCCUGAGAUUGAGACCUGGGCGGAUGCGGAGUUCCUCAUGCCGGAGAAUUUUCGGAUGGAGGAGAUGACAAAGGCCAUUCGCAUUGCUCUCGGUGAGAGUGACGAGGCAGCGACCGCGAGGUUCACACGGGAGCAUCCGGUGUAUUUCCAGGCCGAGCGCGAAAUCUACUGGAAGCACGAGGCCGAGCAGAAGAAGAAGGAGGACUAG